AGAUGAACACAUUAGUCCACGUACUGAUACACACCUUUACACGCAUACAUACAAACAUAUACACUUUAUAGGCAUACGUAAUUUGAUAUAAUAAACAGAUUACCACAGGAAACAACCGAUAUAUAUUCCGGACAAAAGUGACCAGCAAUGAUUAUUUGGUAUUCUACUUUUUAAUCUGAGUAUAUUUCAAUUAUUUGAUUUCAUGGUUGACAUUUCAUACUUAUUUGUCUAAUAAUUAAUUAUCUGGAAUAAUAAAAUACAAUUUGGAAAAUUAUACAAAAAGUUUAUUGUUCUCAAUUGGUGAAAAUUAAAAGAUAACGAAGAAAUCUUUUGAAAACACACAAGAUUUUGAUCUUUAUAACGCCUACAACGUAAUCUCAACAGUGACGCUGAGGACGUGUCGAAUAAAACAAUUUUUUUGAACGAGAAAACAAACAAACAAUCAUCAAAACCAUUCGAUCGGACAGGGUGAUGUAUAACUUAUCAUUUUCCAUUGAAAUCUAUUUUUAUUUACAUUGUGCAUGGGAAUAUGGAUAAAACAGUCGUAUCGGAUUUAUUCACUUCUAUGAAAACGAUGUAAUAUUAGUAAUUUUUACAUGUGAUAAACUUUAACUGAUCUAAUUAUUUUUCGAGAGUGAAAGACAGAUUUAAGCAAACCGAAUAAAUAAUAAAUAAACAAUUGAAAAAAAAUACAACAAUCGAUCAAUCGAAUCACCAUAAUUAAUAAUUACUUGAUCAAUUUAUUGAAUAAUUAUUAGUUGACAAUUAGAACAUAACAUAACAUAGGUAAGAUCUCAUUGAACUAAUUCAUGUUCAAUUCCCAGUGGACAUUAUCAAAUUUAUCAUCAUCAUUAUUAUUGUCAGUUGUUCUACAUUUAUCGCUAUCACUACGACUAGUACUACUUUUAUUACUACUACUAGUAAUAUCAUUCAUAUUAGUAUUAUUGAUUUUCACUCAUUAUUAUUAUAAUAACUCAUCUCAUUAUUCUGUCAUCAGUUGGUUGAAUAACUAUCUAUCGUCGGCAACUACAUUCAUUUCCUCUUCUCCCUAUUUUACGGCAUCACUAUCACUGUCAUCCUUGUCUUCAGCAUCAUGGAUGUUUUGCAUAUUGUUCAGCUGUUUAGGUUUAUGGUUAUGGAGAUUUGUAUGUCAUGUCAACACACAGUUAUAUCAUCAAAAGGUUAUACUAUUAUUUUUUAGAAACAUAAUCGGUAAUUUUAUUGGUAGUAUUGGUAAUUAUAUAAUUUACAGUAAAAUAUAUGCCAUACUACUUGUAUUGUGCACCGAUUUAAUCAAUUUCAUAUCUAAUUUAAUCAGAGAGUGGAAUGUAAGCAAUGCAUUGAAGAGCAUAAUUGAUAAAUCCAUAAGAUUUACACAUCGUAAACAUUCAAGUCAUGGAAUGAAUACAUUAUUCACUUUAUACCUUGGAUUAUUAAUUUAUGUAGAAUUAUGGGGAUUUAAUUAUGUUGAAAGUAGACCGAUUCCAAGUGGAGUGGAACGUAGAUACGGUAAUUUAGAUUUGCAUCCGUCUAAAUCAUCAUCAUUAUCAUCAUCACAACAAAGAACGCCAAAAGUGGUUAUGCCACCGUAUGAUCUUGGCUUUAAAGGUCAGAAGACUGAUGAACUGAAUAAAGCAGGUUCAUCAUCAUCGUCAUCUUCAUUUUUCAAUGAUUUUAAUAGUAACUUUGAUCAAAUGAAAGGUUUUCAAUCAGAUGAAACAUAUGUAAGAGAUUCUCAAAUACACCAGCAAAAACACCAAAGGUUACAACAAGAGCAACGCUAUCAAAGAGUAAAUCGUGAUAAUUUCAAUUCACAAAAAGAGAACAUCAAUCAUGAUGAUGGUGACGACAAUAAUGCUAAAUUAUUUAAUGCCCAGUUGAUUUAUGAUUCUAAAUUGUCUAAAUCUAAUCAUAUAAAUAAGAAUAAUGUCAGAUCAUAUGGACAGUCUCCGUCAGUAUCAUCAUCUAUACCAGACAAGGAAAUAAAUGAACGACUUGAUUAUAGACGGGUAAACCUCGCACCGUCUAAGCAACCAAUCCAACAACAAAUACCCUAUUCCCCAUAUAAUCCAUAUGCAAAAAUGAAUGACUAUCAAGAAUCACUAUAUAUACCUGAUCGAAAAACCUUGUAUGAUGUUAAUACUCAACAACAGUAUUCACCGCAACAGGAAACAAACUGGGUCAGGAAAAACCAAAAAAUGAAUCCAUAUCAACGUCAUGAGUUAUAUGAUGAUUAUAGAGCUUAUAUGGAUCGUGAAGAUUCAUCUAGUUGGUUUCCUAUGCCAUCUUAUCAAAGUAAUAAUCACCACGAGAAUAACCCAUUAAACAAUAGACUGCUGUAUUCACAACAAUCAAAAUUACCAAAUCAGCGCCAACAAUCUUCCGGUAUAAAUAGUUAUUUAUAUUUUGACACUCCAAACAAUGAUAUCAGUAACAAUUAUCAUAGUAAUCAACGUAAUCCAUUAUCAUCUUUCCCGGAGAUUUCUGAUGUUCAAUUAUCUCACUUGAUUUAUCAAUAUCAAAUGGAAUUAUUACGUCGACAAACUGGACGUCUAACUCAUAAUGAUUAUCAGUUAGGACAUAAUUAUUACGGUCAGCCAGGGGAAUCAUCGUCACAUUAUUUACCUAAUUAUUAUCAUUCACAAGAUCAUGGAUUACACUUGUCCGGAGCAAAAAAUCACGAUCAAAUCAUUCAAAAAUUUAAUAAUUUAGCUAAUCAACGUUUAAUGGCUGGUAUUGAGGAAUUUUUUGACGAACUGGAUCAUAAUAGAGAUAGAGUAAUUACAUUGAAUGAACUUCGUAAUUACUUAUUAUUGCAUGAAAUUCAUUUUACACAUUGAAUUAUGAAAAUUUUCAUAUAAAAAAUAAUUUCAAACUAUCAUCACAUGAAUAACACAAUUUAAUCAUAGGAGUUCAUUAAUUUCAUCAUACAUAUACGACUGACUGAUUGAAAAAAAUAUAUAAUAACUUUUGCACCAAGAUAUAACUGUGGCUCACAGACAUAUAUAUAUAUAUAUAUAUAUAU
Molecule: messenger RNA, 3025 nt
Organism: Schistosoma turkestanicum
Lineage: Eukaryota; Metazoa; Platyhelminthes; Trematoda; Strigeidida; Schistosomatidae
Source: the annotation of a GenBank genome assembly